GUUCCUCCCUCCCCCUUAGGGCGCUUUGGCAACCAAGCUGACCAUUUUCUCGGCUCAUUGGCCUUUGCUAAGGGUCUGAAUCGCACCCUUAUCCUACCACCAUGGGUGGAGUAUCGCAAGGGUGAAAUGCGCUCCCGACAGGUGCCCUUCAAUACGUACUUUGACGUGGAUCCGCUCAAGGAUUACCAUCGGGUCAUACUGAUGUCGGACUUUAUGUGGCAUCUGGCGGACGACAUCUGGCCGGAAUCGGAGCGUGUGUCCUUCUGCUACAUGGAGCGCAAGAGCCUACAGAAGGAGAAAAACAAUCCGGACCAGCCCAACUGCCAUUCCAAGGAUGGAAAUCCGUUUGGCCCUUUCUGGGACACCUACAACAUUUACUUUGUCAAGUCGGAGUUCAAUGGACCGCUGCACGUCAAGGAUGGCCAGCAUCUGUUCGCGUCGCCCCAGUGCCUGGGCUACAAGAACGAGCGCGGAUCUCUCUAUCCCGAGCUCUGCAUGCAGACCAAAGAAUCGAUAGUGCGACAACUGAAGAGGACCAUCAAAAAUGUGCGCCAGACGCAGCCCAACAAUGAGAUCAAAUCCGUAUUUGUGGCAUCCGAUGCUAAUCACAUGAUCGGAGAGCUAAAUGCGGCGCUCAUCCGUAUGGGCAUCUCCGUGCACAGGUUGCCCGAAGAUGAUCCUUAUUUAGAGUUGGCCAUUUUGGGGCAAUCGAAUCAGUUUAUUGGAAACUGUAUCUCAUCGUACAGCCACCUGCGCUGUAGAGCAUGCCCGACGUUUGGUGGCCACUAUCAGCGAUGUGGUAGGGGAGGAGCCAUUUUAAAUCUAUAUGAAUGUGCAUGUUACGUUAGAAAGCCAUGGCCAUGUCCAUAAUACCAUUCCAGCGGUCGGGCGCAUGAAUCUAGUCAAUUUAUGGGACAUAUGCAAUGUGAAACGUCAAAAAGACAGCUCUCC
This is a messenger RNA of Drosophila miranda, 951 nucleotides long. RefSeq names its product GDP-fucose protein O-fucosyltransferase 1-like. The annotation marks the transcript as partial. The record is from RefSeq and is a predicted model, not a curated record. Gene Ontology annotation, molecular function: peptide-O-fucosyltransferase activity. The transcript has a single exon. Gene Ontology annotation, biological process: Notch signaling pathway; protein O-linked glycosylation via fucose. NCBI's taxonomy places the organism in Eukaryota, Metazoa, Arthropoda, Insecta, Diptera, Drosophilidae.